UCAGGGCCUGAGAUUCUGCUCUUGGGCGUCAUAGAAGGAGACAGCUCGUUUUGGGAAGUCUCAGGCCUGGCUGAGAUGAGAACUCCUGGGCCCAGGAGAAAUCUCCUGCAGUGAGCUGGCUGGAACCUGGGACUUCUGGACUUGCGAUCUCUCUGCCUCCUGCAAGCCAGCUCUGUAGGUGCAGAUCCCAGGCUAGUCCCCCGCUCAGGAAAAGAAGGGAAGGACAUCUGUGCAGUUAUAAUCAUCUUCUCCCAACAGCCUGCCGAGGACCAAGGCCUGGCCCAAGCAGCAAAUCUGGAGCCAGAGGGAAUGGCCCCUAAGAAGAGCAGAUCCCCACCGCAUGAGCUGGUGACCUUCAAAGAUGUGGCUGUGGACUUCAGCCCAGAGGAGUGGGGUCUGUUGGACCCACAUGAGAAAAAGCUGCACAAGGAGGUCAUGCUGGAGAAUGCCAAAAACUUACUCUCCCUGGGACUUCCAGUUCCCAGAGAAGAUUUCAUUUCCCAUGUGGAGAGAGGAGGCCUGAGGAACUCCUGUCCUGAUGCAGAGACGUGUUUUGACAUGAAGGAGAUGAGUGCAGAUCUGAAAAUGAUCUCCUGGAAAGAUCUUUUUCAAUAUCGUGAACACAGGACUGUUCUUGCUAAGCACAAAAGAAACCACAUUGGAGAGAAACGUUGUGAAUGGAAUACACACAAAAAAGCUUUAAGAAAGAGUUCCACUGUUGCUAAAAAUAAGAAUAUACAUUCUGAAGAGAAAACACCUGAGGGUCAUGAACGUGAUAAAGCUUUUCGUGUACUCUCUUCCCUUGCCAAGCAUCAGAGAAUCCCUGCUGGAGAGAAACCUUAUGAAAGUAAGAAACAUGGAAAGACUUUGAGAGAGCGAUCUACUCCUAAACAUGAGAGAAUUCACACAGAAAAACAACCUUAUAAAUGUAAUCAAUGUGGAAAAUAUUUCCAAUAUCAUUGCAAAUUUGCUCAACAUCAGAGAAUUCACACUGGCGAGAAGCCUUAUGAAUGUAAAGAAUGUGGAAAGGCUUUCAUAGUUCGCUCCCGUCUUGCUGUCCAUCAGCGAAUCCACACUGGAGAGAAGCCUUAUGAAUGUAAUGAAUGUGGAAAGGCUUUCAUACAGAGCUCCAGUUUUCUUGAACAUCAGAGAAUCCACACUGGAGAGAAGCCUUAUAAAUGUACUGAAUGUGGAAAGACUUUCACACGGAGUAACAGUCUUCGUGAACAUCAGCGAAUCCACACUGGAGAGAAGCCUUAUAAAUGUAAUGAAUGUGGAAAGACUUUCACACGGAGUGACAGUCUUCGGGAACAUCAGCGAAUUCACAGUGGAGAGAAGCCUUAUCAAUGUAAUGACUGUGGAAAGGCUUUCACAUAUCGUUCUUAUCUUAAUGCACAUAAGAGAAUCCACACUGGAGAGAAGCCUUAUGAAUGUAACAAAUGUGGAAAGACUUUCACAUCUCACUCCAGUCUUGCUGUCCAUGAGAGAAAGUACUCUGGAGAGAAGCCUUAUGAAUGUAAUGAAUGUGGAAAGACUUUCACACGGAGUGACAGUCUUCGUGAACAUCAGAGAAUCCACACUGGAGAGAAGCCUUAUAAAUGUAAUGAAUGUGGAAAGGCUUUCAUAGAUCGCUCCUACCUUGCUGUCCAUCAGAGAAUCCACACUGGAGAGAAGCCUUAUGAAUGUAAUGAAUGUGGAAAGGCUUUCAUAUAUCGCUCCUACCUUGCUGUCCAUCAGAGAAUCCACACUGGAGAGAAACCUUAUGAAUGUAACGAAUGUGGAAAGACUUUUACACAACGCUCCCAAGUUGCUAUUCAUCAGAGAAUCCAUACUGGAGAGAAGCCUUAUGAAUGUAAUGAAUGUGGAAAGACUUUCACAUGGUGGGAUAGUCUUCGUGAACAUCAGAGAAUCCACACUGGAGAGAAGCCGUAUGAAUGUAAUCAGUGUGGAAAGAGUUUAAGAUGCAGUUCUAAACUUGCUGUCCAUCAGAGAAUCCACACUGGAGAGAAGCCUUAUAAAUGUAAUGAAUGUGGAAAGGCUUUCACAUCUCACUCCAGUCUUAAUGAACAUAAGAGAAUCCACACUGGAGAAAAGCCUUAUGAAUGUAAUGAAUGUGGAAAGGCUUUCACAAAGCGCUCCUCCCUUGAUGCACAUCAGAGAAUCCACACUGGAGAGAAGCCUUAUGAGUGUAAUGAUUGUGGAAAGGCUUUCACAAAACGCUCCUCCCUUAAAGAACAUCAGAGAAUCCACACUGGAGAGAAGCCUUAUGCAUGUAACAAAUGUGGAAAGGCUUUUACACAGCGAAGCAGUCUUACUUCCCAUCAGAGAAUCCACACUGGAGAGAAGCGUUAUGAAUGUAAUGACUGUGGAAAGGCUUUCACACGGCGUGAAAGUCUUAGUAAACAUGAAAAAAUCCACAUUGGACAGAAACCUUCAGAUAAAGCUCAAAUCUUGCCUAGCAACAGAGAGAGCACAGUAGAGAAAAACUUUUAAGUGUCUGGAUCAUGGUAAAGUUUUUAAUAUAUAUUAGUCUCUGACUAGGCAUGUGAGAUCUUAAAAUAAAUGUAAAACCUCAUUCAUAUAAUCCAUGUGGAAAAACAUUCAGGCUCACUUUAUCCCUGAAUUGCUUCCAGAAUAUUCCUAGAAGAUUGAAAUCAUGGAUAAAGUUAUAAAAAUGGAGGACAGAGUUUGUUAGUCAGCCAGGAUUUUCUGCUUGGGAUGAAAUCUCUUAUGGACUUGGCAUGGGAAGGUCUUUAGCCCAAAUUAAUCUCUGAGUUUACUUCUGAGGAUACGGAGUGGAGUGAAGACUUUAAAAAUGUGCUAAAGGAAGACUUGCCCUUAUGUGGAAGAUAAAGGUCACUAUAAAUCACAAUUUUCACACUGGAAAGAAACAUUAUACAAAAUGUAUUUUCAGAAAGGCUGGAUUUCAUCCUUUGUGCAGACAUCUUACUGCAGAUGAAACAUGUGAAUAUAAUCAAAGAGGGAAGGCCUCUUCCUACAGCACGGAUCUCAUGAGACAUUGCAAUUUUUAUACUGUGUAUAAAGGUCGGAAAAUAGAUUUAGCUUUUCUCUGAAAUUCCAAGAUCCGUGUCCAAAGAAGGGUCUUUAUAAUGAGGGAACCAAUUGUUUUAAUCUCCUCUCUCAAUCAAUAAUGAUUAAGAGAUUUAAAUCUGACUUUAAAUUAUUUUUAUUACUUAACUUUCAUCUUCAUUCUCUUGUUUAUUCCUAAAUUCUUUGGCUUUCAAUCUGUGAUAAGUAAUAUGUUACAUGUUCUAAAUUUCUUUUAAAAUAUUGGUGGUUUAGGUCUCCAUUUUGACCUUAUCUUGCUAAAUUGUGUUGGUUAGGUUUGAGGGGAUGUGAGGCCUUUUCAGAAAGCUGACCCCCAGAAGAGUGUCAUAGUUUAGGGCUACAUUUCCAGAAAAAAAUCUCCCCCUUGUACUCUUGCUUAAUCUUGCAUGAACCACUUUGCCACAUCAGUAAGCAAUGUAUAUUUAUGUAAUGUAUAAUUACUGUUCUUAAGUGGAAUGGGUUCCUAUGACAGAUUGGGAGCCCAGUGUGAGAGAUCAUAUAAAUUAUAAUCUUGUAUUUGACAAUGUAAAAAGUAAAGACUUGUGGAUAAGAAUUUA
This is a messenger RNA of Antechinus flavipes (yellow-footed antechinus), 3626 nucleotides long. Its product is annotated as zinc finger protein 665-like. Gene Ontology annotation, biological process: negative regulation of transcription by RNA polymerase II. The transcript has 5 exons. The record is from RefSeq and is a predicted model, not a curated record. The coding region runs from base 310 to 2493 and encodes 727 amino acids. NCBI's taxonomy places the organism in Eukaryota, Metazoa, Chordata, Mammalia, Dasyuromorphia, Dasyuridae. Gene Ontology annotation, molecular function: RNA polymerase II cis-regulatory region sequence-specific DNA binding; DNA-binding transcription repressor activity, RNA polymerase II-specific.